AAGGUAAGAGAGAGAGAGAAGGGAUAGAGAGAGAAAGGGCUCCUAUCCGCCGCAUGAUCCCCGUCUGGCCCUCAACCUCGUCUCCGGUCAGCAACAAAAUCGCCACCACAGCUCCAGAAUUUUCCAUCUUUAAAUUUAGUCACGACUGAAUUCGAUUUCCUUUUCAUCGACUUGUGGAAAUAGAGUUUUUAUUGGAUUUUGGGGAGUUGGUUUGUGUUGGCGCCUGUGAUCUGGUGUUGGAGGUGCCAUAAUGGCGUGCCGGGGUUUCCUAGAGUUUCUCUUGAAGCUGUUCAAUUUUCUGCUGUCCAUCUCUGGAUUGGCGAUUGUUGGUUACGGGAUCUAUCUGUUGAUUGAGUGGAAUCGAUUUUCUCCGGGGAGCGGAGAUGAUCCGAUUUCGCCGGUGAGUGAUGGUGCAGAAAUCUGGAAGCUUGGUCGUCCGAUGCUUCUCGUGACGACCUUGUCUGGUAGUUUUGCUGAUAAGCUCCCGACUGCUUGGUUUAUUUAUGUGUUCAUUGGGAUUGGCGCUAUUCUCUUUGUGAUAUCUUUCUUUGGCUGUAUCGGAGCAGUGAGUAGAAACGGAUGCUGCCUAUCCUGUUAUGCUUUCUUGGUAAUCUUGUUAAUCCUGCUGGAACUGGGAGCUGCUGCUUUCAUAUUUUUUGAUCAUGACUGGAAAGAUUUGAUUCCAAAAGACACAACUGGAAGAUUUGACAUGAUUUAUGGCUUCUUAAAGGAGAAUUGGAAGAUUGUGAAGUGGGUUGCUCUUGGAGCUGUUAUUUUUGAGGCACUCGUCUUCUUGCUUGCUAUUUUAGUCAGAGCUGCAAACCGACCUGCAGAUUAUGACAGUGAUGACGAGUACAUCGCUGCAAUGUCUAAUUUACGCCAGCCAUUGAUCAAUAGGCAGGGACAACCUGCAACUGGGGUUCCUUUGACUGCGACCCUUGAUCAGCGCCCCAGUAGGAAUGAUGCUUGGAGCCAACGAAUGAGGGAAAAGUAUGGUCUAGAUACAUCCGAGUUUACCUACAAUCCCUCGGAUGCGAACAGGUUCCAACAAGGAGCAGCACCUCAAGCAGAAGAGCGAAGCCGCUGUAAUAUACUUUGAAGUAUCGAUUCCUCUUCUUGGGUGUUCAUAAUGGUAUGUGAGAACGCCGUUUCUGUCGGGUGUGAAGUUUUUAGGGAUUGUCUUCCUGUAUUUCUAGGACUAAUGCUUUAGAAUUUUGAUGUGUUUAUUAACUGUAUGUAUUGAUGUGCUGCAUAUGUAUGUUUGUAGUGGUUUUGUUUCUCCUGAUUGUCACCUUUCUACAAAUUGAGCCAAAUUUUCUUUCAUUA
Phalaenopsis equestris is the source of this 1326-nucleotide messenger RNA. RefSeq names its product tobamovirus multiplication protein 2A. NCBI's taxonomy places the organism in Eukaryota, Viridiplantae, Streptophyta, Magnoliopsida, Asparagales, Orchidaceae. The transcript has 7 exons. The coding region runs from base 251 to 1099 and encodes 282 amino acids. Gene Ontology annotation, cellular component: membrane. The record is from RefSeq and is a predicted model, not a curated record.